UUUGGUGGCCUGCGGAGAAGUGUGUACUGGAAAUGAUAUGGAGCUGGAGCUGGAAAUCCUUACACUCAGCUUCGCAGCGAAUCAUCAAAACAAAAUCUUUUGCUUCAAUUCACUCUCUCGUAUCACCAAUUGAAUGUUCUAUUCACAAAAUUGAAAAUUUCUCUACAGCAACACACUAUCGACAAGUACUUCCAAAGACUUCUUCUAGAACCUUACUCACCCCUCAAACAGUGCAUUGCACUCUACACAACUGCCCUUCUGAUUUGAUUUCUCUGAGCGUCUUCUUGUGGUGUGCUCGGCAACCACACUACUUCCAUGAUCGAGGUGCGUUUGAUCACAUGGCUAAUGUGGUCUCUCGCCUCGCCCGACAGUUGGGAACGGUGAAAGGACUUAUUAAGCAAUUAGAGGGUGUUGGAUGUGUCACAAAGCCACAAACUUUGUUGUUGUUGUUGAGAAUUUUUUGGCACGGAGGUAUGUUUAAUUUGGUUUUCGAGGCAUUUGAGGAAAUGUUCAAUUAUGGUUACACCCCUAAUACGUUUGCUCGGAAUAUUGUUAUGGAUGCGUUGUUCAAGAUUGGGCUCGUUGAUGUAGCCCUUCGAGUGUUUAAGGAGACACAGGACCCAAAUUUCUUGACAUUUAGCAUUGCCAUUUCUAAUUUAUGCAAGCUCAGUGAUUUGAUGAAUAUCCAGGAUGUGCUCAAGGAAAUGUUGAGAAAGGGGUAUUGCCUUAAUUCCGGAACCUUUUCAAUGGUUCUUAAUUGUUUUUGCAAAAUGGGUAGGCUGGCGGAGGCAUUACAACUAUUGGGUCUGAUGAUUACUUUUGGAAUUCCCACCUCCGUGAGUGUUUGGAGCAUUCUGAUUGAUGGGUACUGCAAGUCUGACAAUCUUGUUAUGGCAAGUUAUUUAUUGGAGAAGAUGAUUGAGGCCGGGUGUUCACCGAAUGUUGUAACAUGCACCUCUUUAAUUAAGGGUUUUAUGGAUUCCCAAAUGCCUGGCAAGGCAUUAUGUAUCCUCAGUACCAUGGAAUCUAAGGGAUGUUCCACUGACUUGGUCCUUUGUAACGUGUUAAUAGAUUGCCUUUCUAAGAUGGGCAGGUGCGAUGAUGCACUUGAUGUCUUCUUUAGUUUGCCGAAACGAAAACUAGUACCAGAUUCUUACACUCUUUGUUCUAUAAUGUCAGCCAUCUUUAUGUCCAGACAGUUUGAUCUUCUACCCAUACUAAUCAGUGGACUUGCUAUUCAAGCUGAUCUAGUGGUCUGUAACUCCCUUCUGAGUUAUUUUUGUAGAGCUGGUUAUCCAUCUGGUGCUAUUGAGUUUUAUAAUGACAUGAUAGAUAGAGGCUUUAUUCCGGAUGGGUAUAGUUAUUCUGGAUUACUGAGUGGACUAUGUGGAACAGGAAGGAUUGGUGAGGCAGUUAGAGUGUACUAUGCAAUUGUGAGAAACAACUUUUGUCUUGAUCCUCACAUCCAUACUAUAAUCAUAGAUGGACUUAUAAGUUCGGGUAAAUUUCACAGAGCUAUCAGGUUGUUUCGGAAAGCUGUUGCAGAGAAAUACCCACUUGAUGUUGUUUCAUACACAGUUGCCAUCCAAGGACUUUUCAGAGGUGGUAGAACUGGAGAAGCUUGUAUUUUAUACAGCCAAAUGAAGGAGGUUGGUGUAGCUCCAAAUGCAUAUACUUAUAAUGUAAUGCUCUCUGGUUUUUGUAGAGAAAGAGACAUAGAAAUGGUUAGACAAAUCCUACAAGAUAUGGUUGAUUCGGGUAUUGAACUGGACUGUAAUGCAUUUUAUAUGAUAAAGAAUCUCCUCUUGAAAUCAUGGCAUUCUCGUUCAACAUUCAAUCAAUUCAUUGAGAUGGGCAAUUCAACUUUGGUGUCUGAUAAGGCUAUUGGGGCAGUCUUGCUCAAAGGACUUGCCCUUGGUGCAAAUGUAGGUGUUAAUUUGGUGGAUGUUUUAGAGGUUGAUGCAUCGGGCUCUGAUGACAUUUGUGAUGUGGCUGCUUCAGUGGGUUGAGAUAUAGUGGUGAAAGAGCUCGACUGUAUCUAGCCAGAUAGUACAGGUUGUACAGCUCCUCUUCGGUGAAGCUUAUUAUGCCAUCAAUGAUAUUGGCUCGAUCAGGCUCGUUCAAGAUGGAUGCUACUUCUUGCGGGACAAGUUUGCCUGCUGUCUCUUUGAGGAUGCUCUCCCCCUGCAUGUAGUGGAUCUGGAUGAUGAAAACUUUGAAAAGGGAUGUCAGUACACAUUUGACCUUCAUAUGGAGAAUAUUGAUAUUAGCUUUGCCUAGAAAUGUCACGGCAAUGUGAUGGAGGACGACUCCACAUCUCCUCCAAAUUGCUAAAUGCUACGUGAGGGUGAAUUCUUCGACUUUUUUGUUUGCUAUGUAUUUGAAAUUACCAAAUGCGUGCAAGCAUAAACAUUUUUCGAUUGCAUUAUAACGGGUGCUCGUGGUUUUAGAGCAAAGGUCAUGAAUUGACAAGUAGCGCACUGGCCAAACGCCCCAAAUGUUGUCAACAGUUCCACUGUUCCGGAAACUGGAAGUAAAAAAGGGACAUGGAUUUGUAGUUAAUGAUCGGAACAGUUCAGUAGAUGAUUUCAAUCUGACCACUUGAACAGAGAGAAAAAGGCAGGGAAAUUACUGUUGCUGAUGUUUUACUUAAUUGAAAUGGUUGCAAAAAAGAUGAAGCAGACCUUCUGGUGGUAAGAGUGACACCUUGUAUGCAACUGAAACUGAUCAGAACGGCAACGGAUCAAGGCCCUGAAGGAUGAUGAAAAAUGGGUAUGCAUCGCCGCCAUCGUCAUCCCCUCCAACACCUUCAUCCCCUCUUCCAAUUAGUGUAGGACCGGGCAAUCAUAGGUAUUCCUUCUCUUCGUCUCAGUCUCCCUCGCCACCCUUCUCGCCUCCUGCUUCAAGCCAUACUUCCGCUGAGAACCUCCCGCUUCUACAUGCUGUUGUCGACAAGUCCACCCCACUCAGAGCACCGCCAUUGGCUUUUUCGCUGGAUCGUCGGAACCCUUCUGAUGAGUCGGAUUCGAGAAGUUCAUGCCUAAAAGACUUGAAUGCAGGUUAUUAUGGCUGGUGUUAAGAUGCUGCGGUUGCUGCUCUGCCUCUCCCAGAAUUCCAAAUCCGAAUCCAACCCACACACGCACCGCCGAUGUAUUACUAGCAGCCCAACUUUGUCACAUGGCUUCGAGAGAAAGAGAUUGACUUAAUGCGGUGUCCGACAAAAUAAUACAAAUUUAACAAAAUUUACUUGUAUGGAAGUCCAUCUUUUUGUUUUUCAAUUUUCUAGAUUUUUUCUUUUGUAAACCUCUUCUACAACAUAGGACAUGAAGAAUAUUUUCUUUACAAAAUGAAAAUUAACUUCCAAUUUUCCA
This is a messenger RNA of Camellia sinensis, 3371 nucleotides long. Its product is annotated as putative pentatricopeptide repeat-containing protein At1g16830. Lineage: Eukaryota; Viridiplantae; Streptophyta; Magnoliopsida; Ericales; Theaceae. The record is from RefSeq and is a predicted model, not a curated record. Gene Ontology annotation, molecular function: protein binding.